This is a messenger RNA of Manis pentadactyla (Chinese pangolin), 10115 nucleotides long. It is a transcript of the gene SLC5A3, whose product is annotated as solute carrier family 5 member 3. The record is from RefSeq and is a predicted model, not a curated record. Gene Ontology annotation, molecular function: D-glucose:sodium symporter activity. Gene Ontology annotation, biological process: inositol metabolic process; transmembrane transport; myo-inositol transport. The coding region runs from base 738 to 2894 and encodes 718 amino acids. The transcript is spliced from 2 exons. Gene Ontology annotation, cellular component: plasma membrane. NCBI's taxonomy places the organism in Eukaryota, Metazoa, Chordata, Mammalia, Pholidota, Manidae.
GUGUGUUCCAAAUAUAUUUUUGUGUGGACUCUUGUUUCCCUUUAGGGCGAGAGUCUUCUCAAAAUUUUUGUGUUGCUGUAUAAUUCCCACAGAUGGACAUUUGUAGUAGAAAGUUAGGAAAAUUUUAUAAUGAUAGAUUUGCACAGUCUAAGGGAUACAUGGUUUUUGUUUGGGGGUAGAUGAUAACACCUAGUAAAUACCACCUGCUUCUUCCAUCCAGGACCCAAACUGGCUAUGAAGUGUGUUACUUUUAGGAUUCAUAGUAUUUGAAGAUUGAAUUUGGUGCACUUAUUAUGAAUAAUUAGUGUUUUUUUCCCUCUCUUUUAAGGUGCUUUAGGAUCUUGGUGCCUGUUCCAAUCUGAGACUACCACAAUAAGACAAGAAAGGGCAAUGUCAUGGGUUGGUACAGUAGGCUUCACUAGACUUAGCUGCAACUCAGAAUUUCUCCUCCAGCACCUGAGUAAAUGCUGAUGGUCUUGUGGAGAGUGGAUUAAGAGUACGAGCUAAGUUCUCAAUCCCAAUUAAGAAGCGGAGGAAAAUUUAAACUGUCUCCUUCAAAGUUUAUCACAACCACCACCAUCAAGACAGCAAACCAAAGGACAAAGACUUUGACCUGCUGUAUUGCUCUGUGUAGUCCAGUUCACGUAUGGUUUACAGACUUGACUGGGGUUACUAAUGAGUAAAUAAAAAGUCGGACACUUCUGUCAUUGGACACUUUUAUUCACAAAGUUACCAAAAUGAGGGCUGUACUGGAGACAGCAGACAUUGCCAUAGUGGCCCUGUAUUUUAUCCUGGUCAUGUGCAUUGGUUUUUUUGCCAUGUGGAAAUCUAAUAGAAGCACCGUGAGUGGAUACUUCCUGGCGGGGCGCUCUAUGACCUGGGUAGCGAUUGGUGCCUCUCUGUUUGUGAGCAAUAUUGGGAGUGAGCACUUCAUUGGGCUGGCAGGAUCUGGAGCUGCAAGUGGAUUUGCAGUGGGCGCAUGGGAAUUCAAUGCCUUACUGCUUUUGCAACUUCUGGGAUGGGUUUUCAUCCCGAUUUACAUCCGGUCAGGGGUAUAUACCAUGCCUGAAUACUUGUCCAAGCGAUUUGGUGGCCAUAGGAUUCAGGUCUAUUUUGCAGCCCUGUCUCUGAUUCUCUAUAUCUUCACCAAGCUCUCAGUGGAUCUGUAUUCGGGUGCCCUCUUUAUCCAGGAGUCUUUGGGUUGGAACCUUUAUGUGUCUGUCAUCCUGCUCAUUGGCAUGACUGCUUUGCUGACUGUCACCGGAGGCCUUGUUGCAGUGAUCUACACAGACACUCUACAGGCUCUGCUCAUGAUCGUUGGGGCACUCACACUUAUGAUUAUUAGCAUGAUGGAGAUUGGUGGGUUUGAGGAAGUUAAGAGAAGGUACAUGUUGGCCUCACCCAAUGUCACUUCCAUCUUGUUGACAUACAACCUUUCCAACACAAAUUCUUGUAAUGUCCACCCUAAGAAAGAUGCACUGAAAAUGUUGCGGAAUCCAACAGAUGAAGAUGUUCCUUGGCCUGGAUUCAUUCUUGGGCAGACCCCAGCUUCAGUAUGGUACUGGUGUGCUGACCAAGUCAUCGUGCAGAGGGUCCUAGCGGCUAAAAACAUUGCUCAUGCCAGAGGCUCUACUCUUAUGGCUGGCUUCUUGAAGCUUCUGCCAAUGUUUAUCAUAGUUGUCCCAGGAAUGAUUUCCAGGAUACUGUUCGCUGAUGAUAUAGCUUGCAUCAACCCAGAGCACUGCAUGCAAGUAUGUGGAAGCAGAGCUGGGUGCUCUAAUAUUGCUUACCCACGUCUGGUGAUGAAGCUGGUUCCUGUGGGCCUCCGGGGAUUAAUGAUGGCGGUGAUGAUUGCAGCUCUGAUGAGUGACUUGGACUCUAUCUUUAACAGCGCCAGUACCAUAUUCACCCUCGAUGUGUACAAACUCAUCCGUAAGAGUGCAAGCUCCCGGGAACUAAUGAUUGUGGGGAGGAUAUUUGUGGCUUUUAUGGUGGUGAUCAGCAUUGCAUGGGUGCCAAUCAUCGUGGAGAUGCAAGGAGGCCAGAUGUACCUUUACAUUCAGGAGGUAGCAGAUUACCUGACUCCCCCAGUUGCUGCCCUGUUCCUUCUGGCAAUUUUCUGGAAGCGCUGCAAUGAACAAGGGGCUUUCUAUGGUGGAAUGGCUGGCUUUGUUCUUGGAGCAGUCCGUUUGACACUGGCCUUUGCCUACCGUGCCCCAGAAUGUGACCAACCUGAUAACAGGCCAGGCUUCAUCAAAGACAUCCAUUACAUGUAUGUGGCCACAGCAUUGUUUUGGGUCACAGGACUCAUUACUGUAAUUGUUAGCCUUCUCACGCCACCUCCCACAAAGGAGCAGAUUCGUACCACUACCUUUUGGUCUAAGAAGAGCCUGGUGGUGAAAGAGAGCUGCUCCCUGAAAGAUGAACCAUACAAAAUGCAAGAAAAGAGCAUUCUGAGAUGCAAUGAGAAUAGUGAGGCCAUCAACCACAUCAUUCCCAAUGGGAAAUCUGAAGAUAGCAUCAAGGGCCUUCAGCCUGAAGAUGUUAAUCUGUUGGUGACCUGCAGAGAGGAGGGUAACCCAGUGGCUUCUUUAGGUCAUUCAGAGGCCGAAACACCAGUAGAUGCUUAUUCCAAUGGGCAAGCGGCUCUCAUGGGUGAGAAAGAGAGAAAGAAAGAAACAGAGGAUGGAGGCCGGUACUGGAAGUUCAUAGAUUGGUUCUGUGGCUUUAAAAGUAAGAGCCUCAGCAAGAGAAGUCUCAGAGACCUGAUGGAGGAGGAGGCUGUUUGUUUACAAAUGUUGGAAGAACCUCCAAAAGUUAAACUAAUACUAAAUAUUGGACUUUUUGCUGUGUGUUCACUUGGAAUUUUCAUGUUUGUUUAUUUCUCCUUAUGAACUUUUAAGGAUAUGAUGAGACACUAACUUAAAAAAAUACUGGUCUUUGAAAAAAAACUUAAUGUAACUGUCGCAUCUCUCAGGCAUUGUUUACGCUGUAGGUUUUAGCUGAAUUUUACUUAGCAGAAAAUCAUCUAUUUGCAAGACUUUAUUUUCCCAGAGAUGGAUGAAAGUAAAAUUUUCAACCUAAAUGAAGUAAAACUUGUUUGUCAGACUGAAUUGUGCAAAUGUGGUGUAAAAAUUUCCAUACCAAAGUAAGGAGAGACCAAUUAUUCUCAUAGAAUACCCAGAGCAGAAUAUAUGCUGAUAUCAUAAAUAGGGUAUACUGUCUGCACUGCCAAAUCUUGGUAAACUUUCUUAUUCUGAAGUAGAAUCCUUGCUCAUGUCAAAGUUUUUUCUCUGUCUCUGAAAUCCCUCCAACUAUUUUAAAAAACUGAAUUUGUAGACAUUGUAAUCAGUUAUGUACUGAAAAUCUAAUGUGCUUGUGGGGUACUUGCUUCAGGGCAAGUUAGUUUGCCAAGUUUGUUAGCAUGAGCCUAUGGAUUCUGAUUGUCAAAGAAAGGAAGAAUGUUUAUCUGUAGCUAUUCUUGUACCACCAAUAUAUGCAAUGUUGGGAAAAAAUUUCGGUUCCUUUUUUCUUCCUCUUUUGACUGAAGUUUAGAUGAACCAUAGUUAAAUGACCACCAAGUCUGUCUUUUUAAAGUUAUGUCAUGAUUGUAUCGUUAAGUGAUUAUGGGGGAGAAAAUGAAGUAAACAUUGCUGAUGAUCCCCAAAUGCAUUGACCAAAUUAAAGUGUUCAUAUAAUUUGGGAAUUAGCAGUCCUGAAACAGUGUUUGAUUGACUUAUGCCAAACAGGUGAUUACUCAUACUCCUCUAAUUAUCUAGCUUUGUUCUUGUCAUUUGAUAGUAUUAUUAUCCAGAUGCCUUCCCAAGUGGAUCCAGUUGGAAGAUAGGUCUAGAAAUUUGAAGAAAAAUUGACACUGCUUUUGUGCUGGGUUGCCCUACUUCAUUUGGUCAUAUAUUGAGGUCGACUUUUUAGAGGGAAAUUUUAAUUCUGAGAUCAUGUUCUAUCCUUGAUAAGUCUUUUUUCUGAUUUACUAUUUCAAAAAAUUUGCCAUCUGUACACAGCCUCUACAUUUUUGUUUAAAGAGUUACAAUAACUUAGAGCAUGUGGAUGUUUCAAUGCACACUGGCCAUCAGUAACAGAAGACUUGGUGUAUGCUUUGCCAUUGGAAUAAUCUUGCUGAGAAUGGAUAGCAUGUUCAGGAGGUGCUAUGAACAAGAACUUUCAGGUUUAGUAGUGUGUCUUGUGGAGGAUAUUAUAUGAUUUGUGUAAUUAUAGGACCCUUUAUCUUGACAGGGCUUGGCACCCAGUUGCAGCCUUAAUAGAUGGGAAUCUAUUUUUCACAUUCUGAUCACCCUUCAUGAGGACAGGGUACAAAAGAUGUUAGAGAAAACGUCUACAAAUUAUGUAGUUCUGUGUCUAUACACUCAACACUGUCCUUUAUCCUCCAUGAUAGAUGAAGGAGACUAGUUGUGUAUCUACUUUCUUUGAUUUUUCUGUAGUAUCUGAUACUUUUUAAAUUGCAUGAUUUUAUUAAGCUUGUAUUCGUUAGGGAAAAGUAUUACUUUUUUAGAUACUUUUGUAGAUUUUGAAUCAAAACUCAGUCCUGAUGACUUUAAAUUUUUUUGUAGUCUGUAAACUAGUUUCAUUGUGAUGGACUUGAUUAGUCCAAAGUUGAUUUUUAGAAAUUAUUGUGUAGUAUAAUGUCUUCCCAUCUCCAGACUGCUUUCUGAUGGACUGGGUCUGUAGAUAAAAAAAUAAUUCAUGUAUGAAUAGCAUGAUUUCUGAAAGUUAAGAGUGCCUUGUAGAUUUUUUGUUUCUCAAUUUCAUUCUUAAGAUUUAUAAGCUAGGGGCCAAAUAAAUUGGGACCAUCCUCUUCUUGUAUGGAGGUUGAGGCUGUAUCAUGUGCAAGGUUAGAAAAUCACUUGGAAGAAUAGAAACCAAGUGUCCAAAUCUGGACUCAUGGUUGUCCUUUUCUCAAAGGAACUGUUCUUCCUUUGAGACAACUUUUUGGCAUUUAGGGAAAUAAUAGGAUCUUAGAUCUUUCAAAUUGGCAUUUAAUUGUAGAAAUUAAGAUUUUUUUUGACUCUGAACACAUUGCUGUGUAAGUCAGCAGUGAGGAUUGACGUAUUGGUUGGGCAGCCUUCCUACCCUUUCCAUUUACAGCACAAAUGACUAGGUGGUGUUUAUGUGGAUUUCUCCUCCCUUUAUUUAAUGUUGAGUCCUAAUAGUUUAGAGUAUUAGGGUCUCUCUACCCUCUCUCUGCUGUUGUCUUAGUGUGCGCCAUACAUAAAAUACAUCAUUUUGUAUCUACUUGUGUGUAUACAGAUCAGGUCAAGUUUAGAGUACAAAUGUAUGUAAAUAAGGAAUGACUAUUAGCAUAUCCAUUAGGACUGUUUAUUCUUGCCCGUAUAAACAUCACUUUAUUUAGACUGAAGUCCCUGAAGCUUGCCCUUUUUAUUGCUUCCCAGUAAUAGAUAAUGUGCUUGAAUAAGUAUGUAAAUUGCUGAUUGCAACUUCAUUUCAAGGACUGUUCUUCAGUCUGUAUUUCAUUAGAAUGAUUGUUCAUGGAAUGAUACUUGGUUCGUCUUAAGCUAGCAAAAUGUUUGUACUUUACACUAAAUGGGUCCUAAAUGAUGCUGAUCUCUGUUAUUCACAUGUAUAUAUUUUUAUAUUGGCUCAAGCCAAGGCUCAGAAUUGACCAAGAGUGAUACUGACUAAAACAGCUAACGGUCAAAAUAAAGUGAGGACACUGUCCUUUCAAAGGUGGGAAAAAAUACUGUCUUACCUUCUGUUAAUGGUAUCCCCAAUUCUUAAGAGUUUUGUCCUCUCAAGUAUUCUUAGUCUCAAGAUCUGAUGAGAAGAGCUUAUUCCUCUGGUAUGUGGAAUGACUAUUGGCUCUUUUGUAGGACCUCUAAUUUCCCAAGAAUAUUUUGUCCUGCCACCCCAAGAUAGUAGAAAUGGCUUUUGAAACAGCUGAGCCAGUCUUUUCCCCAACCAUUCUUUCCUGGUGAGGUUAUCACACUUUUCUUUAGUUUAAAGAAGAUCAAGCAAUGGCAUAGGUACUGUGUCCUUUGGCCUAAAUUCAGCAGAUCUGGUCUACCAAGGCUUCUUUUUCACUUGGCUCAAAGGAUCCACGGUCUCAUUUUCAUGAAGAGACUGGCCAGGGUCACAUAGCUUAGUAUUAAGGGAUGAUAUCUCAGGUAAUUAGCAGGGCCCCAUCUAUCUGUGAAACUUCAUGUUUAAAGAACUGAGUUAGGAAGGUUGUUUACUCAGUUACCUAACCUGAGGCUAAGGGUAGGGUAGGAGGGCUGAAAAGUUUUGUCCAAGGUGAUUGGUCUUUAAGUCUUCAUAUUUCUCAGUCCCUUUCUUCCCAAAUACUGGGUUAUGGUUCUUCCCUCUUCUCUUUGACUAUCAUUUAAUAUAUAGCCUAUGGCUUUGUCUUAUUCUUUAUCACCCUAGCUGGCUAUAUCUUAUUAGCUAUUUAAAUGUUAGACCUGUCAGUGUUCCCACUUGUCAGUAUUGAGCUUACUUGCUUUCCCUUAUACUUUACUUCCUUGUAUCAUUUUCAUCUGUGAUAUGAUGGCUGGAAGGACCACAUGGGUAUCUAGUAGUGAUAUCUCACCAUUCCCCAGGUUUCAGUUGAGAGACAUAUAAAGACUAUUCCUGUUGAAUUACAUGAUUGCAGAGACUUGCCAGGACAAAAUUUUCCUAAGAGGUCAGAAAAACUAUUAAGUGAGAUGCUGGUAAGUACCUGGAUGAUAGAGACUUGACAAGUUGGUAAAGAACAAACAUUAGCUUAAAGGACAUAGACUUACUCAUUGAAUGCUAGAACUUGAAGCACCUUGACUACCAGUUUAAACCUCUCCCCAUAUAGAAUAGGUACCAGUGAAUAAGAUUCAGCCUGUGAAACCUGGUUUGAUGUUAAAUAUUAUGAAGUAUGAGUUUAUUAACAUAUUUGAGGUUAAAAUGAUGUUUGAUAGUGGUACUUUGGUAGAAAAAAAAUGCUUUUAGGCUUCAGUAUUCAUAAGGUUUCUCAUUAGCCAGGUGUUAAAUUGCUUAAGUCAUUUCAAUUUUGACAUUAGCCUGAGCAGACUUUACAAAUAGGGUAUGUUCCUAUUUGUAUGUGUACAUACCCACCAUUCAGAGAGACUGGUCUUUCUCUUCUACCUCCCUCAUAUUUCUUUAAUUUUUCACCUAUUCUUUCUUUCAACACUUAACAAAUUAUUGUUUUGAUCUUUUGUCAGCUUAAUUCACUUUCAGGCUUACUGCCAUCGUGUGCAAGAGUGCAACUUUGCCCCAGUUUUGAAGACUUGGAUCCAAAUAAUGAUUCAUUAAAUAUAGUUUUGUUCAAAUAUACUAAAUUUCUGUUAGCUUAAACUGUACUCAAGAAUGGUUUUCUCAGACUUUGUGAUCACUAAUAAUAAAAGUUCUAAUAAUUCAGUAUUUUAUUCUCAAAACAUUUUUCAAGAAUUAAGCAGCAAUAGUUAAAAUUCAUCCCAAUCCCUUUGAAAUGAUGGCAUGACAAUGCAGAGAGGAAUGGUGUUUGUUUUGAUGCCAAAAACCCUUGUUUUUGCAGUAAUUUAGGGUAAAAAGCUGGAACUAGUCAGGUGGCAUAUAGAGAAACCCCUUUUGUACUAGACAGGUGUGAAGCUGGAUUAUAUAAAAAGUAAUGUUUUGAUUAUCAGACUUGGUUAGACUCAGUUGACUUAACUGAGAGCUGCACAUCCCUUUUCCUCCACUAAGGACACUUCUCUUAAUUUGGUAUGCUUUUCGUCAGUUCUCCGCUCUUUUGGAAGAUUAGGUAUUCAUCUGACUCCUGGAACAGAAUUCAGCUAAGGUUCAAAAUAAUUAAUAGGCUUUGCCAGCACUGAGUCUCAUACCAUUAUUCACAUAGUCAUAUAAAUGUUUUUAUUUAUAAAGAAAAACUUCUUUCUCCAGUGCUGGGAAUAAGGCUUUAACCUACUGAUUCGCCUUUAAAGGAAUGUUAUGAGAAUUGAUAAAAUGUAUGUUUCUGUUUCCAUCUCAAGUCCUUUAUAAAAGAUAGGAGUUAGUUUUUUUGUUUUGAGUUAAACACCCCAUUUAUCUGGUAACUAACAGCAUUAGCUAUUGGCAUACAAUCUUUUAUUCAGAAAUAAAAAAGAUUCGAUGUAUCUGUAUCCUUACUAAUCUCAUGUGCUUUACUUAAUCUGAGGCUGUUGACUUAAACCAAUAACCUUACUUUACUUAACAACUUUUAAGUUUGGUUUGGUUACCUGAACUCAUAUCACCUUCAAAGAGGGAUGUUAGAAUAAAUAAGCAACUGAGAGUAAGUCAAGACAAAGCACAGUGGUCUCUGAUUCUCCUUAGUGUAGGAGCAGUGGUUUUGCUCCCCUCAGGAAAGCACUAUACAGUAAUUAUUGCCCAUUAUAAUGAAGCCCCCCACCCAACCAAACCCUUCUUACCCCACCCCAGUUCAAGACAGUUUAUAGUCAGUGAACUCUAUCAGUGAGGGAAAUAACAUAUUUCAUUGAUUUCAGCAACAGCACAAGUUGACAGUAGAUAACCACAACCUCAUUGGAGACACACGUAUCUUGGUAAAUUCACUUUGUACCUAGAGUUGCUGGAUAAAGGAAUGUUUACAUUCUUUUUAUUGCCUCUGGACAAACCAGUCUAGAAAAGUUUUCAGUAUAUCAUUGUAGUCUCAACUUCUGUAAGUGGAAUGUUCCUUAAUAACUCAAUUUCUUGUUAAUAAUUGUUGGAAAUUGAAAUUAAGCUCAUUGCUAUUACUGAAAUCCCAAAUUGGCAAAGACCAAUAUAUAGGGUAUUUAAUAAUACAGUCAGUUUCUGAAAUUUAUGUGUUUUGAUUAGUGCCUUCUGGUUACCAGUAUUGACUCUGCUAGUUAAUAUGUUUCCCUUUCUAGAUAGAAAAUUCUUGUUACAAUUCCUCUUUUUAAAUUUUGUUAUAACUAAUGAAAAUAAAAAAAUAGAUUUAUAUUUGCAUACUUUAUAUGCAGUAUUUAUUUAGGUUCAAGGAAACCAGGUAGCUCCAAUUUAUGUAGAUGAAAUAUUAAUUCAUCUGUAUUUCUUUUAUAUCCUUAAUUAAAAAAUAUAAGAUUACUUAUUAAUUCUGUGAGUAUAUUUUAACAUUUUCCAGUGUAGGUUUGAUAGGCAUAUUUGAGAACAUAUAGGUAACAUGAGUUUCACAUUCCAUGAUAGGGAAAAAGCUUAAAGGUCCAUAGAAAGCACAAAAUUAUGUUCACACAUGUCUGUAUUUCCACAUGUAGAAAGCACAAGAGUAUCAGUAUUCUCAUUAUCCCACAAGUGCCAGUCAUAAAACCCACCAGGUGUUUUGUCUUGGGAGUUGUUAGGAUGAUGUCCACAGUAUUGAAAGCCCAAGACAAUGAGGUAUCUAAGUUAUGGGUCCUAAAUGAUGUGUGAUUCAAUGGAAUCUGAGUAAGUUUGUUCUACUUUGGUGUAGGGAGAGAAUACACAUGUCAAGAAUGCAGUUUUAUUUGGUGUUUACUAGCGCAAAGGAGGUCUGUGAGCUCUGUCCUUCAGUCUGGAACUAAGGAAACAAGGACAGACUUGGAAGGUUUUAGUGAAUGAACAGUUGGACAAACAUAAGCUGUAGAGCCAUUGGAGUACUUGGUUUUUUAUCUUAAAUCUUAGGAAAUUUUACCUUCCAACAAAAGUACCUGAAAAUAUGGAAGCAUUUCACAUUUAACAGGGCAAAUAAUACUUGACUCUCAUCUUUGUGCAGUUUUGUAUGUAAGAGAUGAGGUCAUCUUUACUUUUUCGUAUGCCUGACUGCACUUCAUUUUAAUAGAGCAGAAUUUGAUCCAAGCGUUCUGAGCAUCAAACUAAUUCUGAGACAGAUCUGCCAAAUGAACAGCUUUGCUUUUUGUAAUACUUGUGAAGAGUCUAAACGAUUCUUUUCCCUGUCCUGUUACCUGCUUCAAGACUAGAUGAGAUGAAAUCUGUGAAUGUGCAAAAGUAGAAAAUAAUGUAUUUGGCAUUGCCCUUGUCUUACCCCCUCACUUUCUUCACUUGAAUAGACCUUGUUUGUCAAGAAUGAAUAUAUUUUUGUCUUGGAUUUUGCCUAUAUGUCAAAGGAUAUUAAUGCAGAAUGGGAGAGAAGUACUACCUUUAUUCCCAUCUCCUCAUUUUUUUAUUUA